This is a messenger RNA of Ceratina calcarata, 3969 nucleotides long. RefSeq names its product tropomodulin (gene tmod). Gene Ontology annotation, molecular function: tropomyosin binding. The record is from RefSeq and is a predicted model, not a curated record. Gene Ontology annotation, biological process: actin filament organization; myofibril assembly; pointed-end actin filament capping. Lineage: Eukaryota; Metazoa; Arthropoda; Insecta; Hymenoptera; Apidae. Gene Ontology annotation, cellular component: myofibril; cytoskeleton. The coding region runs from base 493 to 1773 and encodes 426 amino acids. The transcript is spliced from 10 exons.
UAAAUAGAAACACCGGAUGUGGACGAAUCGACAACGACGAACAGUUCGAGCGCGAAGCGGAGUAUUUAUCGCAACCGGGCCGGUGAACAGUGACGAAUUCGACAGCGGUCGUAACCGCAGCGCGUGUUGAGUUCCUUCGGGAAAAUUUGACGAGCUAUUUUCGCCGUUGAAAGGCGCGCGGGAACGCGUUCGCGGCGGGUUUCUCGUACCGCGGUGCUUUAGUACGGCCAGUCUCGCUGCUUCGUGCAGAACUUGGCCGAUCCCGGAAUAGUUUCGUCGGUUCUGCUCGACCAAGUUUUUCCGCGCGACCGCUUCCCACGUACUGAUCCGCAGCGUGUUCGCGAGUGUCUCACGUCGCCCAUAGUACAACCCCAACUUUCACCCGCGCGUGAAUCGACCGAUAAAAAACUAAGUAAACACCGCAUUUUUCUUGGAGCGGUUCGUUCGUUUAUACGAUCGUUCAACCUGGAAGCCGAUACGGAGAACACGGGGAUGGAUGCGACGGACGUCCUCGGCCCUGACGUCCCGUCUGGGAACGGCGAGGGUGUUCUAAACAGUGACAACAACAACGUGAACAACAAGGACGAUGAGGCGCCCACCGUCGAGGAGACUUACGAGGUCACCACCACGAAGCGUAAAACUAUUCGGACCAGCUACAAGAUCCAAGAAACUUCUUCAUCAACCAAAACGACCACUAUGACAACUGCAGCUAAGUUAUAUGGGAAGGAUUUAAGUGAAUACGAUGAUGUGGACGUGGACGACUUGCUGGCACAACUUACGCCAGAAGAAAUUAAUAUGCUUGCCAAGGAAGUGGAUCCUGAUGAUAGCUUUAUGCCACCAUCUCAACGUUGUAGCUAUGAAUGUGACAAGAGUCCAACAGGACCGCUAAAUCGUAAGAAACUUAUUGAACACAUCAACAAACAAGCUUUAGAGACACCAGAUAUACCUGAAUUAAAGCCUUAUGUACCUGGUGUAAUUAGAGGCAAAAAGUGGGUCCCACCACCUCAAGAAACUGCGAAAGAAAAGCAGGCAGAAGAGCAAAUUGCUAUUGAUCUUGGAGAAGAAUAUGAGCAUGCAUUAUCUAAUGCUACUCAAGAAGAAAUUAUUGAUCUUGCUGCUAUUCUCGGAUUUCAUUCCAUGAUGAACCAAGACCAGUAUCAUGCUUCUUUAUUAAAUGCCGGCCAGCCCGUUGGUUUGGGUUGGGAUGGCAUUACGAAAGCUAGUCAACCAAAACCUUACCCAAUGGAUCCGCCUAAUGAUACAGACGUAGAUGCUACUAUCAAACAAGUUCGAGAGGACGACUCUUCUUUGACUGAGUUAAAUUGGAACAAUAUAAAAAACAUAUCUGACGAAAAAUUUAUUCAACUAUUUGAAGGACUGGAGAUGAAUACACAUCUCGAAUCUUUGAGUUUAACAAAUGUGGGACUCACUGACAAGACUGCACAAAGGUUGGCAGAGGCCUUGGAGAAGAAUUCUACGCUCAGAGUACUCAACGUGGAGACAAACUUCAUAAGCCCAUCUGUGAUAGUGAGGCUCAUCAGAGCACUUCUUAAGACGAAGUCAAUAGAAGAGUUCCGAUGUUCGAAUCAGAGGUCUCAGGUACUGGGAAAUAAAAUCGAAAUGGAAAUUACGCAGUUGGUGGAGCAAAAUCCGACAUUGCUCCGACUUGGUCUUCAUUUGGAGUUCAAUGAUGCUAGACAUCGCGUAGCUGCACACUUGCAACGCAACAUUGACAGGAUACGGCAGUCCCGGCUCGGGGUGGCGACAUCUUAACGCGAAGUGGCGUUCGCCUAGGUCGUAUGCAGCGCAUGGGAAAGUCCUCCCGCAACUAUACCACCGGUUGGACCAUGUAAUGAUGCUCGGCCCAACGCGCGACCGAACAAAUUUUCUGCGAUCGUUCAUCGGAUGCUAAUUGGAUUAACUUGGUUUGAAAACAAAAUAGAGCUUCGGGAUGAUAUUCGGAUUUCAAUGAACAUUUGUGUGGAUGUUAACAGGAUGGAUGAUAUAGAAAUUAUUAUUUCCUGUAGUUACAUUUGAAAGGUGAAUCUAAUGUAUAAGUAGGAGUGUGAGAAAACUCGAAAAUAUCGGAUCGGGUUCCCGAAAGUACGUCGUGAUUCGGGAGUGUCAGGUUUCCGCUAAAAAUAUCGGGUUUCUUCGAGAAUUUGACGAUUCUCAACAACUUCACGUUUUAUAUGAUUUUAAACAUUAUAAAAAUACGAUAGAUAAAAUGUAGAGUAAAUACAAUAAUUACAAAUGUUGUACAUGUAAGAUUUUAUUUCGGAUUUCCAUGUAAAGGCGCUGUCUACUCAUCGUCAUGUUGUAAUUUUCGUAAUUACAUUUCUCAGGAACAUAGAAAUUCUUCAGAAUGUAAGAAAUUUAAGAAAUUUUCCGGCAUAGCGAUUCGGGUCGUUGGCGUUUUCGGAAAUUCCGAAAAUUCCGACAAUCUCGUACUAUAAGGUACUUUCAGGAAAUCUGUUCUGAGAUUUUCAGGUCCUUGCACGUCUCUGUGUAUAAUACGUUUCAUGCUAUGUAAAAAUAUCUUUUUCAUAACGCGGACGAUGCCGAUGUCUGUUAAUUGAGGAAGCACAAGAAAUAAGGUGUACGGAGACAUUUAAAUAAUAUUGUAACUAAAGUGUAAGGAAUUUACAUUGUCAGUUUGGAUUGGCAUCUCGGAUGAUUUUAUUCAAUCGAUGCGUCAGAAGUGGAAAUUAGGAUUAACAAGAGAUCGAACGUUUAUCUUCCACUGUGAAUGGAGCAUCCGGAAUGCACGUCCGAAGUGAACAGUUUGAAUUAGACUUUAGUAGCCGCGCAUAAAACAGACUAUCAUUCGAUGCUUCUUUGGCUGCCAAUCGAACGUCAUCGAUUACAUUUCGGCCGAUUCUCGCGACGGCGGUUCCGUGGUUUUGGUUUCGAGAGCAGCCUAGCCGUUCCGCCGUCGCUUCCGGUUUCCCUUCCCAGCGCAUUCAGGACUACCGGAAGUGUCUCGUUUUCCCAACCGGAUGCCGCGGAACCCGCUGAAUCGCACCUGACCACUUCCUGCCGCGCAGUCCAGUGUGGUACGUGUACACACAUCGUCCCUCUUUGCAGGUCAACGCGCUUGAACGUCGUGCUCCGGGUCUUCUUCGAUCGUCCCAUUCGUUUUUCACUUUUACCCGUCGCGCCACGCGCUUCGUCCAAAUUUCUACGUGACCAUCGAACACAUAAAUCGAGCGGAAGGUCUCCCUCUUCUUUUUCUCUAUUUUCUUGAUUUUACCCGGGCUCUCAAACAGCGCGCCUGGUAGCAGUAGUUUCGCCAAUUUCCCCGUCGAACUUUUUCCCGUGAAAGACCAAAAAAAUUGUCUUUUUAUUUUUAGACGAAAUUCGAAAAAAAAAAACAAGUAUCCCGUUCGUCGCUUGCCCGUAAUUUUUCGACCAUUUAUUUCAAGUAUCACGCGCGGAUACCUCCGACGUGAAAUCGAUUUCAGAAACAGUUUAUACGCCACGCGUAACGAUCACCACUACACGUGAAACGCGACUGUCUAACGCUCGUUUGCCAAACGGGAUUGCUAUUAUUAAUUCUUUUUUCGUCAAUCAGUCCUAUAAAAAAUGUAUAACCCUCGUAUAAAAAAUUGUACCCUCUGCUGAAUUACCAAGAGGAGAGGAGAUCUGGGUUGUUUAUUGAUCUCCGCUCUUCGUAUCAACGAGGAACUUGUAAUUGCCUGUAUCCUCGCGAUGUUAUCACAGAGGGACUUGAAUCGGAACGAUACAUCGUCGGCCCUGCGAUUGGAAGGGUGUUAAGUGGUGUGCACUCGAAAGUUCGUAGAAACAAGUCGCGUUGUUGACGGGAGCGUUGAUCCGUGAAUGCUCGAAGUAGUUCAGAAUUUUGUGCACAGUUUCUUGUAUAAAGAACUACUGAUUCUGAAACGAAUAGAAAUAAUAUUUCAAGGAGCUGCGCCUGCACUUCCAGUCCGAAUUGACAUUAAAACUCAA